This is a messenger RNA of Peronospora farinosa, 1137 nucleotides long. NCBI's taxonomy places the organism in Eukaryota, Oomycota, Peronosporomycetes, Peronosporales, Peronosporaceae. The record is from the annotation of a GenBank genome assembly.
AUGAACAACUUGGACACUGUCAACAUGGCGUCGGUCGAAGGAGCUUUGAUGUUUGUACAGGCGGAAGGGAUUAACGUGAACGAACAGUCGGUCAAGUGUGAACGUAAGAACAAGAUGCAGUAUGUGGUCUUUUACGAGGUGAUGAUCGCUCAACCAGCGUACGGCAUCAAAUAUUACGAGAACCACACGCCCCCUGAGUAUGGCAAGUUUGUGGCUAUGGACAGUGCCAAAUGUACAGACGAGAACAGCGAUUUGCCGGUGGAUUGUAAGGUCUACUACGGACUGGACGGCGAGCCUGACAUUGGUCCAAUGGUGGGCAGCAACCUACAGACAUCGGACCUUCGUGCACCGUACCCUAAUAACCAAUGGUUCUCGUACCCAAGCUCGUGCGCACAGAAGCUGCGUGAGGAGAAGACGAACAAGUGUCGUGCUGAGUAUCCUGGUGGACUGUGUCCUAUGGGCGUCAAGCCUGAUGGUGACAAGUGCACGUUCAGCUACAAGAUCCUGGGUUAUCUGAACAUUGACGAUCUGGUUGGGAUCACUGAGAUGGGCUACAGUAGUUACAAGGAGUUUUGUGAGGACGGAGGGGUGGAGUUCAAGGCCACGAACACCGGUAGCGGCUUCAAAGUGGAGGAGUCGAUCGACUUUUGGAAGAAGCCGGGGGAUGAAGACGCCAACUCGAAACGUGCGUCCAAGAUGGUGGAACUGUACAAUAAGCUGGUGAGCAAAGACACAAGCUCUAAUAUGGAAGCACUUCCGACGAUUAAGAAGCUGACAGCGGUGAACCCCAAGUGUUACGAGAACAGCAAAGCGUGCGCGACCUCCCAGUACGGCUGCAGCCGUACAUUGUAUUUGCAGAUCUGCUCGGUGUGUAAAUCGGCAGGCGAUGGCUGUGAGGUUGCUCCCUCUUCAUUCUCGUUCCCAGAGCUGAAGCUGCCAACCCACUCGUUGUCUUCCUCGUCGACUAGGGGUGCCGAUACCUUGAGCAGCAGUGACACUGCGAUUUCCAAAGACGGUGGUAAAACUCUGUCGGACAGCAGCAGUAAGAACAAGAACCAGAGCAGCAGUGCUGUGACGGGGACAAUAGUGCCAAGUAUUGUGGCACUCGUGGCUCUAGUCACUAUCUACUUGGUCUAA